Diprion similis is the source of this 712-nucleotide messenger RNA. Its product is annotated as odorant receptor 13a-like. Gene Ontology annotation, biological process: detection of chemical stimulus involved in sensory perception of smell; sensory perception of smell. The transcript has 4 exons. NCBI's taxonomy places the organism in Eukaryota, Metazoa, Arthropoda, Insecta, Hymenoptera, Diprionidae. Gene Ontology annotation, cellular component: plasma membrane. The record is from RefSeq and is a predicted model, not a curated record. The coding region runs from base 64 to 423 and encodes 119 amino acids. Gene Ontology annotation, molecular function: olfactory receptor activity; odorant binding.
UACAUUUUAGAACAAAUAUAUAGUCCGAUUAUUUUCGGCCUUGGAGUUAUCAGCACUUUAAGCAUGUGCAUGGUGAUAUUUCAUGCAGUUGUUACCAAAGGUGGGCACAGUGGAAAUGUAGCAUUGUUUACGGUGUACUUUUGCAUGGAAUUUUCCGAAGUACUAUUAUACUGCUGGUUCGGGAGUUCUCUAACUUUUGCGAGCUUAGAAGUUGGAUUGGCCCUGUACGAUAUAGAUUGGUACAACGCUCACGAAGACAAAGAAGCUUUUCUUACCUGUGUGCACAUUAUGAUGAUCAGAAUUCAAAAUCCCAUUAAACUUACUGCUCUCAAAUUUGCCGAUGUGUCCUUGACAUUAUUUACUAAUAUAAUGAGUACAACAGCCUCGUACUUUGCACUUCUAAAAACUCUUUAUACGAGUUAAAAAUAUCAGGUUAUUAUAUUUAUGCAUAGCAUUGCCUACAGAAAACUCUUCAUACUGUUUUUUGGAUUUUUAAGGAUAUCCUGUGAAAAUUUACUAUAUAGAUUAGAUAUCUUUGUCUACAAUAUCACUGUUUAUGAAAAAUCAUGGAAAAAUUCUAUUACCACCUUUUAUGUAACUUCAUGUUAAAUUAAUAUAUUCAAUAGUCAAACUACUUAUAAAAAAUUAAAGCACCCCAGACAUUCAACUGUAUAAAAAUAUUAAAAUAGUUUAAAAAUUGAAUUAUACGAAU